Messenger RNA from Drosophila rhopaloa, 1588 nucleotides. RefSeq lists its product as uncharacterized. The transcript has 2 exons. The record is from RefSeq and is a predicted model, not a curated record. NCBI's taxonomy places the organism in Eukaryota, Metazoa, Arthropoda, Insecta, Diptera, Drosophilidae. The coding region runs from base 30 to 1457 and encodes 475 amino acids.
GACAUUAAAAAGUAUAAUAAAAAGGAAAAAUGAAGCGAAUUUGUGGUUCAUACAUGAGUCUCCAAGAGAAAACGAUUUUCGGCGAACCUGAAGAUUUAAAUGGCAACAUGGGGCCAUUAAUUAAGUCUCCAAUGUCCGAAAAUCGAGACCAAGAGGAACAAGGACUAGCUGUUCCUAUCGCGUCUCCAAAUCAUGAUGAACCAAAUGCUUUUCCUGAAGCAGCUGAAACUGAUGGAGGAAAUUGUGUGCAGAACAAUCAAGACACAGUUUCUGCUUCUAACUCGGGUGAGAUGGAUAUUACAGCCCUGAAUCCAGACCUUUCUGCUCCAUCAAAUGAGAUUGUUCAACUUGCGGCUCCAAAUCUGCAAGCUGCACUAGCUGAUCAAGAUCCACUUGCUAUUGAUCAGGGAAAUAGUGACCAGGAAAAACAGGAUACAGGUUCUGCUUCGAUUGGUAUUACCGCUCUCAAUUAUGUCCAAUCUGAUGCGACAAUUGCGAUUGAUGAUUCUAUUUCGGCUGCAGAUUCUUCUGAUAAACCAGCUGCGAUUGAUGGUAAUAAAGGUGCCCAAGGUCAGAUUGAUAAUUACAUCCUGGAGUUUGAUCCCAUUCCCGCUGCUGUUGAAUAUGCCAUCUCAUCUGCUGAUUGUGAUCCACUUGCAGGGACCCCUAGCGGGCUUGUAAUGCCAUUGAUCUUGAAGACAGAAUUAGAGGAGAUGUCCUCCAAUGAGCCUUCCAGCGACUUAAGUGAACCAGAACCUCAGACGACCGUCAACGAAGAGCUUUCCUUGGACACCAGUGAGGAAAACGGCAGUGGGGAAAACGAACCGGGGUCGGUUCAAAACAUGAAUCGUUGCUUAAACCGCCAGCUGAGCAAGUCCCUAAUCCCCAAGGACGCUUGGAUGGUCAUCAAUGGGGUAAAAGGUGUGGUCAUCAGCCGCGCCACCUCGAAACGCGAUAGCGAAGGAAAGUUUAAGGCCCAUAUAACCGUGAACGAAAAGCAGUACUAUGGCGAGGGUCCUUCAACAAUAUCGGCCAAGAAUAAGGCCUGCGAGCAGGCUUUGAUAGACAUAAUCAUUGCCAAGUUAGCAGAUCAGAACACAAGCGACGAUCAAGAUGAUCUGUUCGUAAUGAUGCUUGCCUCGUUCGCCAUGCACAAACUUUCUGAGGAGUGGAAACUGGAGGGUUUCAAUGUUCCGUUAAAACGCUCGGAAUUACCACUCAGCUGGAAGACCAUGCAUCCUAGCCUGGUUCUUACCUACAUGCGGCCAAAUACCAUUUUCGAGUAUUUGGGAUCCACCGGCGAACAGCCGAACGAGCUCUUCGAAAUGGGAGUCAAGGUGUACGGCCAAGAGUUCAAGGCUAAAGGGACAAGUAAAAAAAAUGCUCGUCGCUUUUUGGCCGCCCAAGUAUGCAACAAGUUAUUUGGUACCGACUUCUCCACCGGGGAUACCACUUAAACUAUAUUAGACGGAACUUCAACAAGGCAACACAAUUCAAUUUUUUGUAUAAAAUAUUGUACUUAAACUUAAAAUUGUAAUUAACAAAAAGAAAACUCAAAAUAAACAUAAAACACUUCAUGCAAAGCAAA